AUGACCGUGGCAAGUGCCCAAAAAAGUCGGUUUCUCAUUGCAGUUUCUCAUGUAACGGACUUUUCAGCUACUUCUCAUCAUUCGAUCAAUAUUGACAGUACGCAGGCAUCGGCAGUCUCACCGAAACGACAUCCAUGGUCAGGUUUUUCAUAUUUUUCCACUCGUAAAGUUUUAAUUAAAAACAUGUUUGUUCUUUCUCGGAGUGAGCGUUUAGCUUUAAAUUUAUGAAGGAUCUUUUCAUUCUUUAGGAUGAUUCCUAGUAAAGAAACUUAAGUCCAUAUCUCCGAAAACAAGAAAUUGCGCAGGUAGACUUCAAUUGAUUGGUAGUUUACUUUUAGAGUGUGAGCCAAACCUAUGAAAACUUCAAAAAUCUCUCAGAAUUGCUGAGGUCCAUUUUUUAAGGUCUCCAACAACCGCAACGACUUCAACAACGUCCAAACGGCUUUGCCGCAUUUGUCAGUCUGAUUCCGGUCUGAUGGUUCGGCCGUGUGACUGCGCUGGAACGGUUAGUUUUCAGCUGAACUUCUGCGAAUCUCAAGGUUUCCAGAUGGGCGACAUCCACGAGAACUGCCUCUCGCGGUGGGUGGCCAUGUCGCACAAGAACGACUGUGAGAUCUGCAAGAAGCCCUACGCGAAGAGCGGAUCUCAGUUCAAGAAGUUUUCCGAAUGGACCAGGCCUAAGCUUGGCCUCUACGUAGGUGUCUUCUCAGUUCAUUCCGAACUCUUCAUUUCGAGGACCUUCUCGGGGGUUUGAUUGUGGCGAUGUUCUCGUACUCGAUUUACUAUACGUUUGAGCUGAUGGAAGAGCGGUACUUCUGGACUCGACUCUUUACUGAUAAGAUACCGUGUCGCGGCGACGAUGCUGGCAGAAUCUGUUCGUUUUCGGCUUGAAUUAUUAGAUGGUUAUUGAGCUUCUUCCAGUUGCUGUCUUCAUACUGAUCAUUGGGAUUGUGAACAACUUGGUGACAAUGUAUGUGGAGGCGCGAAACUAUCUGCGACAUCAACAGGAGAUCCGAUUCAUAAAUAAACACUGA
This is a messenger RNA of Caenorhabditis auriculariae, 1034 nucleotides long. The record is from the annotation of a GenBank genome assembly. NCBI's taxonomy places the organism in Eukaryota, Metazoa, Nematoda, Chromadorea, Rhabditida, Rhabditidae.